GAUUGAUGCAAAUUAUACUUUACUGCUAUAUUAUCAAAUAUGUUAUUUAAUCCCUCCUACGUCUUGAAUAGGAAAUCGAAAAUUUAAUGUUUAGUGGUAUCAGCUAGUUGGAAAUGCUAGUUAACCCUGCCGUGUAUUCAUAGGAUUUAUUUGGUUGCUGUUGAGAAUUUAGUAUCAAGAUGUUGAAAUAAGCAGAGAACCACCAAUCAUAGUCAUCAUGGAAACCAAUACUGGCAAUAAUACGAAAUGGAUGAGCAUUGGAGAAUUCUACCACUUUGUCUUCACUGAACUUGCAGAUCCCCGAACCAGUUCGUAUGUUUUGAUAGCAGACCCAUUACCAGGCCUAGGGAUUUUAGCCUUCUACAUAUACUUCGUCAACAGUUUAGGUCCAAGAUUCAUGAAGAAUCGCGAACCUUUCAAUCUACAGAGGACAAUAUAUGUAUAUAAUACUUUGCAAGCCAGUUUGAGCUUCUUCAUGUUUGUCGAGAUAUUAUCAGCAAUGUGGUGGAACCGAUAUAGCUUCAGAUGUGAACCUGUAGAUUAUUCCACCUCUCCACAUGCCUUGAGGGUAGCUAGAAUGGUGUACAUAUUUUUCAUCGCCAAAAUGACAGAACUGAUUGAAACAGUAUUUUUCGUGCUAAGAAAAAAGCAGAAGCAAGUUACUUUUUUACAUUGCUAUCACCAUGCUGUGAUGCCUAUGGUUACUUGGGGUGCAACGAAGUACUUUGCUGGAGGUCAUGGUACAUUUAUAGGUCUGAUCAACUCAUUCGUGCAUAUUAUUAUGUAUCUGUAUUAUCUCCAGGCUGGAAUGGGCUAUAGAAAUCUCUGGUGGAAGAAGUAUAUCACUAUGAUGCAGUUGGGACAGUUUCUGCUCUUCUUUGUGCACUUCGCUCAACUAUGGUUCAUAGAAUGCGACUUUCCGAAAUGGACCGCCCUCCUGAUUACCCCACAGGUUCUAUUCUUCAUUUAUCUCUUCUCCAAGUUCUAUAUGAAAUCGUACAAGAAGAACGAUGAGAAAGACAACCUACCUGGCUAUCAAACUGAAGGAAUCCGUGAAAAUGGUGAAAGCAUAAGGAAGAGAAAUGUUGCUUUAACCCAACGUUCUAAUGUAUUCGAUGGACAGAUUGGCGAUAGAAAAGUAAUAAAGAAUGGAUGAAACACUUUUAUUUUCAA
Acanthoscelides obtectus is the source of this 1173-nucleotide messenger RNA. The record is from the annotation of a GenBank genome assembly. NCBI's taxonomy places the organism in Eukaryota, Metazoa, Arthropoda, Insecta, Coleoptera, Chrysomelidae.